UAUUUGGAAAGGGUAUUCUAAUUUAGAUCCUUGAACCUUUUCUGAGCUAUUUCUGAUUUUUUGACUUCGUGACUUGUGAGAGAAGUAGAGAAGGAUAGUAUCAUGAUGCAGUAGUUGUAUCUUGUAUGUAGUCCACGGUCAAGACUGAAGAAGAGGCCUAGUCAAAAACCCUAUCUAUGCUUUCUUAUGGCAAUUGAGAAUAGGGAAUCAAAUUCAAUAGCACCCAAAUCCACCAUCAAGAUACCAAAAAUGCUUCAGCGUCUCUCCCUCAAAUCAUCAUCAUCAUCAACAAAUUCCUCUGCUCCACCGCGGCCACCGCCGCCGCAGAAUUCUCACGGGAAUUCCACGGAGGCCGUCUCACCUCAACCCUCACCCACCAACAUCAACUUCAGUCGCGAAUACACCCUCACUGUCCAAACCAAUUCCUUCAGCUCAAUGCGUUCCAAAAUUCAUCAUUUGCAAUCACAAUUACCCGAACAAAACGGUGAGAUUCACCACCACAGCCACAGCUUACUUGACCCCAACAAAGAAUGCGUAGAAGAGGCACUUCUUCGUGCCAAGACUAGCCCCUUCACCACUCUUGUCAAAGACUACUUUGAUCAUAGCGAAAACACCACCACUCUCUGCCUUCUCUUACACCUUAGUGUCAUUCGCGCACGUGCCCUUUACUCUCCUCUUCAAACCCUCCUUGAAGUCCUUAAUCUAGACUCUUCCCUCUCCCAAUCCCAAUGCGAUCACAUCUUCAACUUAUUAGUUGAAUUUGAUCGCCUCGACAACCCUUUUCCUUCCCCUGACUCUCACAACUUCAACCAAAUGCACCAAUGCUAUUCCGAUCUCAAACCACAGCUUGAUCGCCGCCUCCGCAAAUCCUGCUCUAGAAUUCGCCUCAUCCGCCACGCCACAACUGGGCCUGCCCUCUGUUUCAUCUGCACUGCUGCUGGAGUUGAUUACAGAGAAGUUGCCGGUAUAGCGCAGCUUGAGGCUGCUACUAGGGGCACUUAUAAAUUGGACGAGCACCUUGUCACCAUUAACUGCCUCGUUGAUCGUAUCAGAGAUGCAGUUGACAAUCACAAGUCCCUCAUUCGCUUUGUAUUGGAGAGGGGCAACGAAAAGCAUCCCAUACAAAUGGUGAUGAAACGCCUCCAAAUAGACCAAGUCAGUAUCCAGCACACGCUUGAAAUUCUUGAGGAACAUAUAAACCUAUGCUUUAUCACCAUCAAUAGGGCCAGAGCUCUGCUCCUCCAGGAGAUCUAUCGUCAUCAAUCUUCAAUGUCAAGAGAUUGCAGGCACAGACAAGGAGCUGACUUAGCUACUAACUCUCACGAAAACUUUGUAUACAGUCCGGGCUGAAGCUUCAACUGUGGCUUUAAGGUUACUCUCUUGAACAGAAAUGUCUCUUAUUCCAUCUAUAUUGCAGUUGCUUGUUUGAACCUUUUCAUUGAUUGACUAAUUAAUGGAAUAAAAUUAUUAGAAACAAAUUAGUUUUUCCCCCCUCAAGCAGGGUAAGACUAGAAUUCUUUAACACUUCGACUUCAUAGUCAACAUUGAUGAUCUUUGUAGAGGUUAUGCUUUGUGUAUUCCAAGAUUUCAAUUAUUUUGUGUAUACUUCGGUGGAGUUUUUGCACAUUCCAUGAUAAAGUUCAUUGUGAAUUCUGUAGUUGCAUUGCUAUAUGGAACUGUAUUUUAGUACUUCCUAUCUUCUUCUUUUUUGAAGUGGGUAUACUUACAGUCUAUCCAUGCAUGUGUAGCCAAGAAAUCUCCACCAUGCUUAUCACACUAAUGAAUAAUUUUGCAGUGAGACAAUCACAAAGUCUGAAAUGUGACAUCUUCUCAACUACUGGUUGUAUAACUUAUAAACUUAUCUAAGAAAACAAAUGUCCUUGCCCCCUUCCCCCUCCCACCCCCCUCUCUCUUUAUGAAGGUGCAAAACUGUUGAGGAUUCUAGUGAUAUUUUCAACUUCAUUGAUCUGAGAAUGGCUUCAUACCAUUAUCUGAUCUGUGUAUCCUUAUAUUGGGAGACAAUCAACUAUGAGCCUAUCUGAUUACAGAACACAAUCAGAUACUUGAUAGAAGAUAUCAGGCCAACAACACUCACGAAGGAAGAUGCCCAAUUGUGACUUCAAACAAAUUCAGAUACUUCAAAUAUCGAAGUGAGUUGUGGCUAUGACACAAAGAAUGGAGGAUAUUAAGAUAUCAGGCCGACAAGAAUCUUGGAGGAAGAUACCAAUUUGCCCUAUUGUGACCUUGGAAGAUGGCUAUUAUGAGCUAUGAGAUGAAAGAGAUCUGUUUUGCAUCAAAGAUGUUAACUCCGAAUUUAAUGAAUUAUUGAUCUUUCAUAAGAGAUAUCCAAAUUUUUGUAAGGUUAUAAAGAACAGCUUCAUUAUUUUAAAAUGAUAACAAUGCGUUUGAGACUGUUGUUAACCAUUAUUUGUAAAUUUAGAAGUGAAAGCUGGGGGCUGUUCACUGACUCA
Molecule: messenger RNA, 2471 nt
Organism: Quercus lobata
Lineage: Eukaryota; Viridiplantae; Streptophyta; Magnoliopsida; Fagales; Fagaceae
Product: UPF0496 protein At3g19330-like
Exons: 3
Coding region: 187-1350 (387 amino acids)
Source: RefSeq, a predicted model, not a curated record